ACCAACCAAUGUCUGCAACUUCCAAAAUUUCUCCUCUCUGACUUCCCCCCCACACCUAACAAAAACCCCACCACUCUCACCGAAAACCAGAUGGUCUGGUGAGCCUCUCUUCCUCUUCUUCCCCUAAAUCUCCUCCAUCACCAACCCAAAACCCAACAAUGGCUUCCUUAUCCCUCCCCUCUCCCUCCUCUCUAUCCUCCCUCCAUCACAAUGCCUCCUCCUCCCAUCUUAUGUUACGCUCAUCUUCUCUCAACCUCCGUUCUUCCCCCCCCACCCAACAUUACAAGGCUCUUUUCAUCAGAGCCAAGGUAGUCCCCCUCUCCCAAGAUGAUCUCAAGAAGCUCGCCGCCGAUAAGGCCGUGGAGUCUGUCAAAUCCGGAAUGGUUCUCGGUCUUGGCACCGGCUCCACUGCCGCCUUCGUCGUCGACAAGAUCGGCAAACUCCUCUCUGCCGGCGAGCUCUCUAAUAUAGUGGGUAUCCCCACUUCGAAGCGCACCGAGGAGCAGGCUCGUUCGCUCGGAAUCCCCCUCUCCGUCCUUGACGAACAUCCUCAUAUUGACCUGGCUAUCGACGGCGCCGACGAAGUUGACCCAAAUCUUGACCUUGUUAAAGGCCGUGGCGGUGCUCUUCUGCGGGAGAAGAUGGUGGAGGCCGCCGCUGAUAAGUUCAUAGUAGUCGCGGAUGAGACCAAACUGGUUUCUGGGUUGGGCGGCAGCGGACUCGCCAUGCCGGUGGAGGUGGUUCAGUUUUGUUGGAAGUACAACCUGGUGAGGCUGCAGGAGCUGUUCAAGGAAAAUGGGUGUGAGGCAAAGUUGAGAACGGAUGCGGAUGGGAAGCCUUAUGUCACGGAUAACAGUAACUAUAUUGUGGAUUUAUAUUUCAAGGAUCCAUUGAAAGAUGGGUUUGCUGCAGGGAAGGAGAUUGAGAAGCUUGAAGGGGUUGUGGAACAUGGCUUGUUUCUGGGUAUGGCGACUUCUGUCAUUAUCGCCGGUACAGAUGGAGUUGAUGUCACGACCAAGUGAAAACCAAAAAGGAGGUUCACUUUUCUUCUUUUUUUCUAUUUUUUUUUUGUAAUUUGUUCAUCAUUUGCCUUGUUUACUUGUUUUGUUUCUCCAUGAUUUUGGGAUUGUAGAAUUGUGUUUUGGGUAACUUAUAGAAAUUCUGUAUCUUGAAGCAAUGUGGAUUAGUGGGUAGGAGCAUUGCAAUGAAAAUUUGCAAUUUUGAAUAAUUGGACAUGAAAAGAUUCAUGCUUUA
Molecule: messenger RNA, 1254 nt
Organism: Carica papaya (papaya)
Lineage: Eukaryota; Viridiplantae; Streptophyta; Magnoliopsida; Brassicales; Caricaceae
Product: Ribose 5-phosphate isomerase, type A protein
Biological process (GO): pentose-phosphate shunt, non-oxidative branch
Molecular function (GO): ribose-5-phosphate isomerase activity
Source: RefSeq, a predicted model, not a curated record